Molecule: messenger RNA, 1710 nt
Organism: Lachnellula hyalina
Lineage: Eukaryota; Fungi; Ascomycota; Leotiomycetes; Helotiales; Lachnaceae
Gene: aif1
Product: Apoptosis-inducing factor
Exons: 2
Cellular component (GO): cytoplasm
Molecular function (GO): flavin adenine dinucleotide binding; oxidoreductase activity, acting on NAD(P)H; 2 iron, 2 sulfur cluster binding
Source: RefSeq, a predicted model, not a curated record
UUCCUCCAUCAAGCUUCACCCCGCAAUCUCAGCAUUACCCAAACAUUCAGCACUACGUCACGAAUCAUGGCUCCAGAAUACAAGCUCAAAGGCCUCACCAGCCUCGAUCUGAAGUCUGGCGAGAAGAGAGAAGUCGAAGUCGAGGGCAUCGAGGAGGGAAAGGUGCUGCUAUUGAACGUGGGAGGAAAGACUACCGCUUUGGGAAGCAAGUGUACCCACUAUGGAGCCCCGCUGGUAAAGGGAGUUCUGACUGGUGAUGGAAGGAUUACUUGCCCAUGGCAUGGAGCUUGCUUCAAGGCUUCAAACGGAGACAUUGAGAAUGCACCUGCCAUCGAUGCCCUGCCCUCCUUCCAAUUGUCCGAAAAGAAUGGUGGGGUCUACAUCACUGGUGAACAACAAAGCAUCAAGGGCAGCCGAAGAAAGCCAAAUAUCAAGAUCACAGGGACUGCUGGCUCAGAGAAGGUGGUUAUUGUUGGUGGAGGAAGUGGAGCUCUUGGAACAUUGGAAGCACUUCGCGAGAACGGUUUCAAGGGAGCAAUUACGUUGAUUGGAAGUGAAGGAUACCCCCCGAUCGACCGGACCAAGCUAUCGAAAGCUCUCAUCGACGACCCAUCCAAGAUUGCUCUUCGAGAUGAAGCUUGGUUCAAGGAAGGCUCAAUCAAUUAUGUCAAUGAUGAGGUCACUGAUGUUGACUUUUCUACCAAGAAAGUUUCAACAAAGGGAGGAAGCUCAUUCCCAUACACGAAGCUGGUCUUAGCUACUGGAGGAUCUCCCAAGAGUCUACCCCUACCAGGUUUCAAGGACCUGAGCAACAUCUUUCUCCUUCGCACAAUCCCACAUGUUAAGGCUAUCCUCGGAGCUAUCGGAGAUAAGAACAAGAAGAUAGUCAUCAUCGGAAGUUCUUUCAUUGGCAUGGAAGUCGCCAAUGCUGUCGCCAAGGAUAACGAUGUUACAGUUGUUGGAAUGGAAAAGGCUCCAUUGGAGAGGGUUAUGGGUGAAGAAGUCGGUAGGAUCUUCCAAAAGACCCUCGAGAAGAACGGUGUCAAGUUCAAGCUCAGCGCUGGUGUCGAAAAAGCCGUUCCCUCAAAGUCCAACUCGUCAAAUGUCGGUGGCAUUCUCCUCAAAGAUGGCACAACCCUCGAAGCUGAUCUCGUGAUCCUCGGCACUGGUGUUGGACCAGCCACCACUUUCCUAAAGGACAAUAAAGCUGUGGAGCUACAAAAAGAUGGUUCUCUCAAGACUGAUGAGAACUUUGUUGUCUCAGGCCUGAAGGAUGUCUACGCCAUUGGCGACAUUGCUACCUACCCCUACCAUGGUCCCGGAGGUGACGGCGCGCUGACACGCAUCGAGCACUGGAAUGUAGCUCAAAACGCCGGUCGUGGAGCAGCAGCUCACAUCGUCGACCCAUCUGCGCCUCCAAAGGCAUUCAUCCCAAUUUUCUGGUCAGCACUCGGAAGCCAGCUGCGUUACUGCGGUAACACCGUAAAUGGAUGGGACGAUUUGGUUCUUACUGGGAGCCCUGAAGAGGCAAAGUUCGUGGCGUACUAUACAAAGGGCGAGACAGUGGUUGCGGUUGCGAGUAUGCAAGUUGAUCCGGUUAUGGCACAGUCUAGUGAACUCAUGCGGAGGGGCAAGAUGCCGAGUAAAAGUGAGCUGAAGAAGGGGGUUGAUCCGCUUAGUAUUAGCGUGCCGGCUGAGUUGCAGAUUUGA